Messenger RNA from Hirsutella rhossiliensis, 1251 nucleotides. RefSeq lists its product as uncharacterized. NCBI's taxonomy places the organism in Eukaryota, Fungi, Ascomycota, Sordariomycetes, Hypocreales, Ophiocordycipitaceae. Bases 1 to 1251 code for a protein of 416 amino acids. The record is from RefSeq and is a predicted model, not a curated record. The transcript has a single exon.
AUGUUACCUGUGUUUGCCGUCACCGAUCACCAAAAGUUCCCUUUAGGAUGCAUACACUACGGCAGAGUCUCCACGGUCUGGAACUGCACCUUUAACAGCACGUUCUCACGGGGAAUAGUUGGGCAAACCGUUGGGAGGCCCGAAGUACACUGGGACGACGAAUCAGACCUGAAGCUGGAUUCGAGAUGGGUGAAACCAAACAGGGUCGACAACAUUUGGGCUUCCUUCGGGACCGGUGGUGGGUCUGCGGUCAUGAUGCAGGUCUUUACCGUGACCAAGGGGACGAGACGCCAUACUUUUGUUGAGAGUGUAUUUCGCGCCACCAUGGCAACAAGUCCGGCUGUUCCAUUCGCUACCCAGGACGUUGAAGAUUUAGUACGACGGACCUGGAGCACGAACGAGACUGACAGGAACAACCCGCUCAUUGGCCAGAUUGUGGAAGGGAUAAUGAGCGCGCAAGAUCAAAACCUUAGCUACCAUUUCGGAGUUGACGCGGCCGAGAACGGGAACCUCACGGUGUUUCAGUCUAGUUGGGGGUACUUCACUCUCACAAACAGCAAUACUGGGAAAGCCGAAUAUUCCCUCGUUAGCGCCUCUGGGACCAACAUCACGCUAAUAAGAUCCGAAACCAUCGACAAACCACCGACACCAUUUGAGAAAUGCGACCAUGGAUCAUUCCAGAACGAGGCGUUCGGUGGAAGGAUCACCCAGACUGAUUGCGCCUCUGCUAAACUCGAUUACGACAGAAACGUGUUCUAUGGCCAGGUAGACACUGCUGCUGUUUUGAUUCUAUACGGGCUUGGCAAGGUCCGUUCCAACUUCAGCUCAGAUGCCCUCGAUAACAACGCCCUAUCUUGGACUCGGAACAUGUGGGCCACGAUGCAAGGGCUGCUUGUCGCAAGGGGCUAUAUAGUUAGCGUCGAUCCAGCCCUUGUCACAAUCAGUGUUAAUAAGUUGAUUGUUGCCAUGUCUGGCCUACAGCUCCUUCUAAGCAUGCUCGCUGUUGUCCUCGCGGGAGCUGCAUGGCUUGCGCUGGCUUGCUUUGCGGAUGCACACUGGUCCAACACGUUCUUAUCAAGCUUUAUACAUACCACGACAGAGAGGGACGGGAAGAAGUCAAAACCUGGGUAUGUGCACAACCCUCCAAGCGUUGAACUGUUAGCAGAUGGGGAUGGGAACUUUAUUGCGGUCUCCGGGAAGGCAGUCAUUCUUCAAGACCCACUUUUGGUCCCCAUGGAUUCCCCCAAGUGA